CUCUGCCUCCCUCCCUCCCUUCCUCCAUCCUCAUCUUGGUUGGUGUUGUGCGCAAAAUCUCCAGCGCCGGACGGACGGACGCAGUUUGACGGCACAAACGAGCGGCACUGCGGGGGGAUAUCCAAGAAAGAAAAAAGAAACAAGAGCCCACCAAGGACAGACAUGGAUAUUUAACCGGCGUUUGAUUCUUUUUUCUCCAAAUCUUUUUUUUUUUAUUUUUUAUUUUUUAUUUUUCUUUCCCCACCUUGUGAUGUUGCUCUUGCCCUGGGGGUGUUAAUUGAACCUGCUCGAUGUCUCUCAUCAGUUUAUAACCGAAACAAAAUGAGGAUUUCUUCUCGCGAUUGGAUUCUGUUGAUGUUCUCUGGCUUUUGGGGACUGACAAUGGGUGCUUUCCCGAGCAGCGUUCAGAUCGGUGGCCUGUUCAUCAGAAACACUGAUCAGGAGUACACCGCCUUUCGUUUGGCGAUCUUCCUGCACAACACCAGCCCGAACGCCUCGGAAGCCCCAUUCAACCUGGUGCCUCACGUGGACAACAUCGAAACGGCCAACAGCUUCGCCGUCACCAACGCCUUUUGCUCGCAGUACUCCCGUGGUGUCUUCGCCAUCUUCGGCUUGUACGACAAGCGUUCGGUCCACACGUUGACGUCCUUCUGCAGCGCCCUGCACAUCUCCCUCAUCACGCCCAGCUUCCCCACCGAGGGCGAGAGCCAGUUCACCCUCCAGCUUCGGCCGUCCAUCCGAGGGGCGCUCCUGUCCCUGCUCGACCACUACGACUGGAACAAGUUCGUCUUCCUGUAUGACACCGAUCGAGGUUACGCCAUCCUGCAGGCCAUCAUGGAGAAGGCGGGACAAAACAACUGGCAGGUCAGCGCCAUCUGCGUGGAGAACUUCAACGACGCCAGCUACCGGCGACUGCUGGAGGACCUGGACCGGAGACCGGAGAAGAAGUUUGUCAUCGACUUGGAGGCCGAGAGGCUGCAGAACAUGCUGGAGCAGAUUGUCAGCGUCGGGAAGCAUGUCAAAGGCUACCAUUACAUCAUGGCCAAUCUGGGAUUUAAGGACAUCAACCUGGAGCGCUUCAUGCACGGCGGAGCCAAUGUGACAGGCUUCCAGCUGGUCGACUUCAGCAACCCCAUGGUCAUCAAGCUGAUGCAGCGCUGGAAUAAGCUGGAUCAGAGGGAAUACCCCGGCUCAGACGCUCCGCCCAAAUACACCUCGGCGUUGACUUACGACGGGGUGAUGGUGAUGGCCGAGGCCUUCAGGAACCUGCGCAGGCAGAAAGUGGACAUUUCCAGACGAGGGAACGCCGGCGACUGUCUGGCCAACCCGGCGGCCCCAUGGAACCAGGGCAUCGAUAUGGAGCGCACUCUCAAACAGGUCCGGCUGCAGGGAUUAACAGGUAAUGUCCAGUUUGACCACUAUGGCCGCAGGGUCAACUACACUAUGGACGUGUUUGAGCUGAAGAAUAAUGGACCCCGACGGAUCGGCUACUGGAACGAUGCAGACAAACUGGUCCUGAUCCAGGACUCUCCGCUGCUUCCAAAUGAUACUUCUGGCAUGGAGAAUCGCACUGUUGUUGUUACCACCAUCAUGGAGGGUCCGUACGUGAUGCUCAAGAAGAACCACGAGACGUUCGAGGGGAACGACCAGUACGAGGGUUACUGCGUGGACCUCGCCUCGGAGAUCGCCAAACACAUCGGCAUCAAGUACAAGAUCUCCAUCGUCCCCGACGGGAAGUACGGCGCCAGGGACCCGGAGACGAAGAUCUGGAACGGCAUGGUCGGGGAGCUGGUGUACGGGAAAGCGGAAAUCGCUGUGGCCCCUUUGACUAUCACGCUGGUCCGGGAGGAGGUGAUUGAUUUCUCCAAGCCCUUCAUGUCUCUGGGCAUUUCCAUCAUGAUCAAGAAGCCCCAAAAGUCCAAACCCGGGGUGUUCUCCUUCCUGGACCCGUUGGCCUACGAGAUCUGGAUGUGCAUCGUGUUUGCCUAUAUCGGCGUGAGCGUGGUGCUCUUCCUGGUCAGCCGCUUCAGCCCGUACGAAUGGCACACCGAGGAGCCCGAAGAGGGCACCGACGGUCCGCCAAGCGACCAGCCCCCCAAUGAGUUUGGCAUCUUCAACUCCCUCUGGUUCUCCCUGGGCGCCUUCAUGCAGCAGGGCUGUGACAUUUCCCCCAGGUCGCUGUCGGGGCGAAUCGUGGGGGGGGUGUGGUGGUUCUUCACCCUCAUCAUCAUUUCGUCCUACACGGCUAACCUGGCCGCCUUCCUCACCGUGGAGAGGAUGGUGUCGCCCAUCGAGAGCGCCGAGGAUCUGGCCAAGCAGACCGACAUCGCCUACGGUACUCUGGACUCCGGCUCCACUAAAGAGUUCUUCAGGCGGUCCAAGAUCGCCGUCUACGAGAAGAUGUGGGGCUACAUGAAGUCCGCCGAGCCCACCGUCUUCACCAAGACCACCGCGGAGGGGGUGGCGCGCGUCCGCAAGUCCAAGGGGAAAUACGCCUUCCUGCUGGAGUCCACCAUGAAUGAGUACACAGAGCAGCGCAAGCCCUGCGACACAAUGAAAGUCGGAGGCAACUUGGACUCCAAAGGCUACGGAGUAGCUACACCCAAGGGUUCACAGUUAAGAACGCCCGUAAACCUUGCCGUAUUGAAACUGAGUGAAGCAGGAGUCUUAGACAAACUGAAAAACAAAUGGUGGUACGAUAAAGGGGAGUGUGGACCCAAGGACUCGGGAAGUAAGGACAAGUCGUCCCAGGCCCUCAGCCUGAGCAAUGUGGCGGGGGUCUUCUACAUCCUCGUCGGGGGCCUGGGCCUGGCCAUGCUGGUGGCCCUCAUCGAAUUCUGCUACAAAUCACGCAACGAGGCCAAGAGAAUGAAGGUGGAAGCCCAGUCCCAAUCCCCGUCCCAACACCCCCAUUACCGCCAUGCUCGCCACCACUGCUACCCCUGCCAGACAGACAGCAGCCCCCGCCAUAGCCCAGAGCCUAGCCAGAGCCAGAGCCAAAGUCCAAGGCCCAGCCCCGGCAUCCACAACUUAGCAGAGUUCAGUGAGGUGUUCAAUGCGUACGGCAGCGAUGGGGAAGCUGAUAAAAUGUAGAUGGGGGUUUUCGUAGAGGGUCCACCCGAGUCCAUGACCCCUCUCUCGCUAGGUCCCUGCACUGAUACUGUAAGUGAAACCUGCCGUGUGUCCCCGUGCCUAGCUUCGCCAUGCUGAGUGACUGUCGUGACCAGUGGCAAAACGCUUCCCACUUCCUCUGUCCUCUCCGCUCACGUUUCUGUGGUCCUGUGACGUCCUGGUCUGCGUUCAAGCUUUUUAUCGAUGUGACACCGAGCGAUGAGUCAUCCUCAGACGUGACGCCGCCUGGACUGCUUCGCAGCUUGUGUGGCUGCAGACGUUGGCCUUCAUUUAUCGGGGGGGGCGGGGAGUCUAGGAUCUAACCCAGUUUUCAGCCAAAAUCGAACAUACUUUUAUUUUUACUAAAUGUUAAAAGCACAAGAUAAAUGGCGUGAUUUAUCACUCUCCUCAAAAUCAAAGCGUAGAUAUGCAAGUUUGUCCCGAUACGAUCAGCUGAACUGAAAUAGAGAACC
Messenger RNA from Salarias fasciatus (jewelled blenny), 3584 nucleotides. RefSeq names its product glutamate receptor, ionotropic, AMPA 4b (gene gria4b). Gene Ontology annotation, molecular function: ligand-gated monoatomic ion channel activity; signaling receptor activity. The record is from RefSeq and is a predicted model, not a curated record. Gene Ontology annotation, biological process: monoatomic ion transport. NCBI's taxonomy places the organism in Eukaryota, Metazoa, Chordata, Actinopteri, Blenniiformes, Blenniidae. The transcript is spliced from 15 exons. Bases 322 to 3093 code for a protein of 923 amino acids. Gene Ontology annotation, cellular component: membrane.